CUAGCAAUUGGCAGUUAGCGCACGACUGGCCACACUCAGCAAAUCACCUCGUGUUUCACUCGCAAACAAAGAAAAAAGUGCAUUUUAAUUACUGAUUACUGCAUUGCGAUUAGGCGUUCGCGAACAACAACGUUUUCUUGCACAUCAGCGGACUCAAAGGGCGCGCGUGGGCAAGGCAUUGAGCACAGUGUCUGUGUGCGUGAGUGUGGGUGCGUUGUGCGUGCGUCGCAGUGUUGGUGCGUGUGCCCCCAUGUGUGUGUGUAUUUGUAUUGCCAUUAACUAAUAAACAAUAACCUUCGGGCCACGACGAAAGCCACGAAAUCGGCACCGCUGCUGUUCUGUUCUGUACUGUUCCAUCUGAACCAACCAGCUGAACAAGGAGACUCAUAGCCAGAGACUAAAAUAAAUCGCCAACGCGCUUCCGCCCCCCCGCGAGAGGAGCGCCCAGUUCAGGAGCGGACCAGCGGCGAUCCACUUCCCAUAUCCAUAUCCAAACAGAAUCGCACUCGCCCAAACACACACACGCACGCAAUGGCGGACGUGAGCGAUCCCAGCGAACUGUUCGACCUGGAGCUGCACGACCUGGAACUGCAGGACGACAAGGCCAGGGACUCCGACGACGACAGGAUCGAGCUGGACGAUGUUGACCUAGAACCGGAAUUGUGUAUUAAUCUGCACCAAGACACUGAGGGCCAGGAGACCAUACAGCUCUGCGAGGAGAAUGUUAAUCCAGGUAAAAUCAAGCUGGGACCCAAGGACUUUGAGCUCAAGAAGGUCCUUGGCAAAGGUGGUUAUGGCAAAGUAUUUCAGGUGCGCAAGACCGCUGGACGAGAUGCUAACAAAUAUUUUGCCAUGAAGGUGCUCAAAAAGGCAUCCAUUGUGACCAAUCAAAAGGACACAGCGCACACCCGCGCCGAGCGCAAUAUACUCGAGGCAGUCAAGCAUCCCUUCAUAGUGGAGCUAGUUUAUGCCUUCCAGACAGACGGAAAACUAUACCUUAUACUUGAAUAUCUCAGCGGUGGAGAGCUGUUCAUGCAUUUGGAGCGUGAGGGCAUCUUCUUAGAGGAUACCACAUGCUUCUAUUUAAGCGAAAUCAUUUUGGCCUUGGGCCAUCUACACAAACUGGGCAUCAUCUACCGCGAUCUGAAGCCCGAGAACAUACUGCUCGAUGCACAGGGACACGUGAAGCUCACGGACUUCGGACUGUGCAAGGAGCACAUACAAGAGGGUAUUGUCACCCACACCUUCUGCGGCACAAUUGAGUACAUGGCACCUGAAAUUUUGACCAGAAGUGGCCAUGGCAAAGCAGUCGACUGGUGGUCACUGGGCGCUCUCAUGUUUGACAUGCUCACAGGAGUCCCACCCUUCACCGCCGAGAAUCGCAAGAAGACCAUCGAGACCAUUCUGAAAGCCAAGCUCAAUCUGCCAGCCUACCUCACACCGGAAGCCAGGGAUCUGGUGCGUCGCCUGAUGAAGCGGCAGGAACCUCAGCGCCUUGGCAGCGGACCCGAGGAUGCGGCGGCUGUUCAAAUACACCCAUUCUUCAAACACGUCAACUGGGACGAUGUGCUCGCCAGACGCCUCGAGCCGCCUAUAAAACCGCUCUUGAGAAGCGAGGAUGAUGUCUCACAGUUCGAUACAAGAUUCACAAGACAAAUUCCAGUGGAUUCACCUGAUGAUACAACGCUAAGCGAAAGUGCCAAUUUAAUUUUCCAAGGUUUCACCUACGUUGCACCCUCGAUACUGGAGGACAUGCAUCGGGCCAACCGGAUGCCAGCACGCUCCCCACGACGCACUCCCCGCCAGCUGCCGGACAGCAGCUUCCGCCUGCAGUUCCCAUCGGCCAAUGUGGGCGCCAAUGCGCCGCUGGCCAUGCACGGUCAUUCGCAGCGAUCCGGGAUGUUUGCACGGGCCACGCCGCCGCAUCACAUGCAGACAUUUGCGCCGCGUCCAUCGCCGGCGCAGGACGAGAUGAUGGACGUGCAGGGUCUGCCGAUGGUCUAAAGGCUGGAGCGAUUGCUUCCCAACCAACCAACCCAUCCCAUCCCGUCCGUUCCGUCGCAACCCAGCAACUGCAUCAUAAGCUUCCUCUCCCUACCCCCCAAAAAAAAAAAAAAAAAAAAAAAACAGCAAAAGAUUACAGAAAUUGACAGUUACUAUUAUGACGUAUGUGGAGUGUGGACUUGGUUAAGGAUACGGAAUGAGCAGGACGAUCAUCAGGAGGUGGCAGAGGAGGAGGAGGAGGCUGAGCAGCACGAGGAGCACAUGACCUCAGUGCGCGAAAUUGUUUUUGUUAAAGAGAAGCGCGCUCGGAUCGCGCUUUUCGAUGUUUAUGAUUAUGAGAAUGAUUAUGAAUAUGAUUAUGUUUAUGAGGCAGACGGAGAAGAUGAUUGUGCUACGAGAAGGAAAGCGUUCGUUUUUGGAUACACCUAGAUACUACAGUUAGAUACAUCCACAUAAGCAUAUGCUAUAGCAAUUACUAUAUACAUACACCUGGAGAGAUGGUACCCGACCCGGAACCCAACAGCCCCAAAAACCUAUCCGUGUUUAUGUAUAAAGAUUAUACUUACACUUAUGUUUUAUAUAGGCAAAAAGGUUAACACAACUUAGUUCAAAUGUACACGCAGCACUUUAUUUUCAUUUUACACUUAUUUAACGCCAAUCGAAACAGACAACAGCACACCAUUAAUAUCACGAAAAAGUUAUGUUCUUGCGAGAUAGCUCUGAAUUGAAAUCUGUGUUGCGUUCUUCACAGCCCAUUUUUUUUUUUUAAUUGUUGUCGAAGAGUUUUCCAAUUGUUUUUGUAAUUUCAAACACCUACGUUAGGCAUAAAGUGACGUUAGUUUUUAGGGACAACUGCAACGUAGCCAACAACACACAACUUAAAUGAAUUGUAAAUUAUAAACUAAACUAGAGCAUUACAGAGUAAACUAUAAUAUAUAUAAAAUAAAGUACAUAACGUAAAGUAAAGGUUUCCCAAGCUCGAUUAUAAAGAGUGGCCCAAAACACCUUUGGGCCAAACUCCAAACUUGCUCGCAUAGCCAAUUUGUAUUCAAUGACCUAACCCCCCGAGGAAAUCCGCCUCUGUUUUUAGUCAGCUCCAUGCAAUUGGUCUAAUUCGAUUCGAUUUCAGUUGCAUUUCUGGAUACAAGCUAAUAGAAUGGAACAAGUUAAUACCGCGUACUGAGAAGCUAAACGCUGCCACCACAAAAAAAAUGAAAUAAAUAAAUAAAAACAGAAAUAAAACCCAAAACAAAAUGGGUAGAUGUGAGAAAUGUAUACAAUCGAUUAACGAACUUUGAUUAUAUUCCGUUUCAGUUUGCAAUCUGAAUCGUAUUUUUUGUAUUUGCCUAAGGAAUGAGAGAAUGUUAAAUCUCUACAGAAAUAAAAAAUUAAGAUGUCAAAUAUAAUCAAAAGGUGCUUUGAAUUGUUUAAAAAGACAAGACAACUACAGAUUAAAAACGGAAACAAAAAAAAAUAAAACGGAAUAGGAAGCAUGAGAAACUAUGAAAAACGAAAGCGACUAAAACCUAAAACUAAAAACGGUUAUGUGUAUAAAGAAUAUUUAUAUAAACAAAAAAUAAAUACCUCAGAAGCAAUUAUUUUUGUUACAAGCAGCUAAAAAAAAAAAAAGUGUGCGAUGCAAAUAAAGAACUUAAUAAAACGAUAAACUACCAACUAAAGUACAGAAAGAAGAAACUAUUAAAAAAUAAAUCGAGAAAUUAGGUAACAGAAUAUAUAACUACAUAUAUUUUUUUCAUUGUACACUUAUUUGUCUUUGUGUUUGGUCUUGUUUACUGCUAAAUGUAUUUUGUAUUUAAUUGAACAAUCAUUUCCUAUAUAUAAGAAACGAAAAAACAAAAAACCCUAACAAAAACCAAAAAUGAAACUGUUUUCAUUUGUGGACGGAAAUGUCUUAUUUUCAUUGUUAGUAGACAUAACAGAGCCAUGUGCUAAAGCCAAGAAAUAUGUAAAAACCAAAAAUCUAAAACAAAACAACAAAGAAACAAAAAAAAGGAAACCGGAACCGGAAGAGAAUAUCUAACGAACAAAUAACCCAUUAUGAAAGAAACACUGCCUACACACAAGAGGAAGCAAGAAGUAACGAAACGAGAAACUAGCAACAAAUUAUACUACCAACUACAAUAAACAAACAAAUCGCAAGUAAAUGAAUUUAAAUCAGACCCAAGAUCAUGGGCGAAACCAAAACAGCAGAAACACUAAGUGCAGAGCGUUACACAAUUUCGUAGAUAGCCAAGUUAACCAAUUGAAACAGAUCCUCCAGCACAGACCAUCUGCCGUUCAGGGCUCAUAUUGCCAGGGUGCAGCUCCUCCAAGAACCGACUUCCGGUUCAGGUCAAGUGCCCCAAAAAGUGUACAGUCCAACUAGGUGGUGAACCUAUUAAUUACCUACAAAAAAAUCCCCAGUGAACUCAUCACCGAGAUGAUGGUACAGAAUAGAAUUCGAAAAUUUCCAAAGUUCACUGUUCAUAAGCCAUGAAAAACAGAAAGCCACACAGGCUUAAUUAUAGUUAUUUUCAAUUUCGUAGGCGGAAAUACUGUCCGAGGGGGGCGUGGCCAGAUCUGUUGACAGCCCACUUAAGCGGCUCUAAUUGCACACACACCAAAAUAGCCCAGUCGAUAAGAAGUUCUGGAUGAGAGCUGCCACAAGCCAUAAGAUCGUUGAAGCCAAACGAAGUACGAAACUCGAGAAUCCGAAAGAUACAAAGCGAGCAUUGCAAUGUCGACAGCCAGAGAUCCUAGUUAAUUAAAUUGUACAUUUCUAUCGUUUAGCUGUAAGCGCAGUGCGUAUAUGCGACUAUGUGGAUAUAAAAAGAAUGUAUAUGGCAAAUGUGUAUCGUAAUAUAUUAAAACUUAAUUUUAC
Molecule: messenger RNA, 4885 nt
Organism: Drosophila melanogaster (fruit fly)
Lineage: Eukaryota; Metazoa; Arthropoda; Insecta; Diptera; Drosophilidae
Gene: S6k
Product: ribosomal protein S6 kinase
Exons: 10
Coding region: 532-2004 (490 amino acids)
Biological process (GO): signal transduction
Molecular function (GO): protein kinase activity; protein serine/threonine kinase activity; ATP binding
Source: RefSeq, marked reviewed